Messenger RNA from Salmo salar (Atlantic salmon), 4202 nucleotides. Its product is annotated as ATP-dependent clpX-like chaperone, mitochondrial. Gene Ontology annotation, molecular function: protein dimerization activity; zinc ion binding; ATP binding. Gene Ontology annotation, cellular component: mitochondrial matrix. The record is from RefSeq and is a predicted model, not a curated record. Gene Ontology annotation, biological process: protein folding. Lineage: Eukaryota; Metazoa; Chordata; Actinopteri; Salmoniformes; Salmonidae.
CUCAAACCAAUCCCAAGGGAAUAAUCAUUUUACACUUCCCCUUGAUUUGGAUAUAUCUGACGCAGACAGACAACAACACUGUUCUGGAAUACGUAAUAACACAGGGGGGAAUUGUUGGCCUCGGUCUUGCAAUUUGCCUGACCUACUAACAUCAAACGUUAUAUCACACAGGGGUCCAGUCGUCCAAGCUGCAUCGGGGGUAAUAUCGGUCCGAGUUGAAGCGGGUUACACAUGCUAUCUUCACAGUGACAUUGGUAUGACACCGUUGACCUGCGACCAUACAGAGUUACAGAGUCAACGGAAUUGUUCUCCGGAAGAAACUGUCAAGACUUGUUUUGGUUCCAUCGUGCUCUUUUACGAGUCGACAGGUAACGUUAGCUGACCUUGACUAAAGUAUGUCUUGCCCAUGCACAUCGGCCGCGAGGAUAUUCUUGAAUUCAGCACAGAGAGGGCUGUCUGGUUCUCGUGUUCAGCUCUAUGCUUUGAGCAGACCUGGUUGGGGUUUUCGUGAAGCUCCUCUACCUCGCAUAGUCCGAGUGAGAUCCUUCCAUGAAAGUGCAGUAUGUUUUGCCUCUAAAGAUGGAACGACGAAGGAUGGUUCCAGCGACGGUGGAAAGAAGAGCAUCAGUGAAGGAAAGAGAUUGUCGGGCUCUUCUGGUGGAUCAGGGAAGGGGGGUAACCAACUGCACUGUCCCAAAUGUGGAGACCCGUGUACACAUGUGGAGACCUUUGUAUCGUCAACACGUUUUGUAAAGUGUGAGAAAUGCCAUCACUUCUUCGUGGUGCUCUCUGAGACGGACUCUAAGAAGGGUCUGAAUAAAGAAGCAGAGUCGCCCGCUGAGGCUGUCAAAAUGGCCUUCGCCCAGAAACCUCCCCCGCCACCCAAAAAGAUCUAUGCCUACCUGGACAAGUACGUAGUGGGUCAGUCCUAUGCUAAGAAGGUGCUGGCGGUAGCUGUGUAUAAUCACUACAAGAGAAUCUACAACAACAUCCCUGCUGGGAGCAGACAGGUGGAGGUGGAGAAACAGGCCUCGCUCACUCCACGAGAGCUAGAGACGAGAAGACGGGAGGAUGAGUACAGAUUCACAAAACUCCUUCAAAUAGCAGGGAUCAGUCCCCAUGGCAACGCUCUAGGAGCCUCCAUGCAGCAACAGGCCACUCAGCAGGCUCCUCAGGAGAGGAGAGGCGGGGACGUGUUAGACUCCACACACACCGACAUCAAACUGGAGAAGAGCAACAUCGUGCUGCUAGGCCCCACCGGAUCAGGCAAGACAUUGUUGGCCCAGACCCUGGCCAAGUGUCUAGAUGUACCCUUUGCCAUCUGUGACUGUACCACCCUGACGCAGGCUGGCUAUGUGGGGGAGGAUAUUGAGUCUGUUAUUGCCAAGUUGCUGCAGGAUGCCAACUACUCUGUGGAUAAAGCACAGCAAGGCAUAGUGUUUCUUGAUGAGGUGGACAAGAUCGGCAGUGUUCCUGGGAUCCACCAGCUCAGAGACGUAGGAGGAGAGGGUGUGCAACAGGGUCUGCUCAAACUCUUGGAGGGCACGAUAGUGAACGUUCCAGAGAAGAACUCCCGGAAGUUGAGGGGAGAGACGGUGCAGGUGGACACCACUAACAUCCUGUUCGUAGCGUCAGGGGCCUUCAACGGACUCGACAGAAUCGUCAGCAGACGGAAGAAUGAGAAGUACUUGGGCUUUGGCACGCCCUCCAACAUGGGUAAGGGUCGUCGUGCGGCGGCAGCAGCCGACCUGGCUAACAGUAGUGAACAGACAGACAUGGUGGCAGAGAUGGAGGAGAAGGACCGUCUGCUGAAGCUCGUGGAGGCCCGGGACCUCAUUGAGUUUGGGAUGAUCCCGGAGUUUGUAGGGCGUCUGCCUGUCGUGGUGCCUCUACACAGUCUGGAUGAAGAGACGCUGGUCCGUAUCCUGACAGAACCACGCAACGCCGUCAUACCCCAGUACCAGGCCCUGUUCAACAUGGACAAGUGUGAACUGAAUGUAACGACAGAGGCUCUGAGGGCCAUCGCCAGGCUGGCUCUGGAGAGGAAGACUGGAGCCCGUGGCCUGAGGUCCAUCAUGGAAAAGCUUCUUCUGGAGCCCAUGUUUGAGGUGCCAUGUUCAGACAUCAUGGCUGUGGAGUUAACCAAGGACGUCGUCCUGGGCAAAUCAGAACCACAAUACGUCAGGGCUCCAGCAAAGGAGGCAGCAGAGGAGGACUAUGACUCUGGUAUUGAAGAGGAGAACUGGCCCAGACAGGUGGACGCAGCAGCUAACAACUGAUCGGAUCAGUCCAGUCACUCAUUUCAACAACUGUUACAUCUACAAUCAUUAGAACACCUUCUAGAACAUUUGGAAGCCAACUGUAGGUUCCUGGAAUUCCAGCCCCUUGAGCCAUCUAAACGGACCUCCGUCAGGCUCUGUAGACCACUACUAAAACCACACCAUAAAACCCUUUUCAUAAUGAACAACACGGAUUUGAGCUCGAGAAGUACCUUAUUUUGGUCCUGUGAAUUGGACAGUAGGCUAAUUCUUUAAGUUAGAAAAUGAAGAUGGACCUGCUAUAGUGUAUAUAUUUAAAAAUUGUGGGGUAGGUAGUGUCAUUUCUAUUCUUUAAAAAAGGAUUUAAAUAGGUGAUUUUUGUGUUUUCUCUCCUCUUGUGUUGUGGUGAUGACAGAUUGAAACGACAAUGGAAACAAAUAGAACAUUACUGGGGUCGUAUUGUACACUUGAAGACUUAACCAGGGCUAGGAAUGUUCCGUUUUACUAUCAAAUCAAAGUUUAUUUGUCACGUGCGCUGAAUAUAAUAGGUAUAUAGACCUUACAGUGAAAUGCUUACUUACAGGCUCUAACCAAUAGUGCAAAAAAGGUAUUCAGUGAACAAUAGGUAUAAAAUCUUCAAUGUUACAUAACAAUAUACAACUAAUGCCUUGGGGUUCAAAUACUAUUUGAAAUUGUAUAUAUAUAUAUAUAUAUAUAUAUAUAUAUAUAUAUAUAUACAUACAUACAUACUUUGGAGUGUUUUCUCUGGCCUGCUUAGAGUGCCAGGUGGGCGGGAUUUGUACUUUUGGUAAUAUGCUGUUAGUUCCAUUGCAACAGUGAAGUUCAAUUGAGCCCAGCUAAAGUAUUUGAGAUGAUUUCAAGUAGUAUUUGAACCCAGGUCUCUAGGUGUAUGAUAUUCCAUAAUGAGCACAUCAUUAUUGUGCUGUUUUUCUAUGGAGCUAAAUUGGUGCCAAAACUUUACUGGCAGUAAUUUAACUCCAUAUUUCCUCCUGUCUACUAUUUUAACGGUAUUCAUAAUGAACAUAACUGGGCUGUAAAUGUUGGUAUUAAAGCUUCAGUGCUGAGUUUAGAAUCCGUUUGUAUCACAGCAACACACCUGUCAUUAGGGAAAACAUCAUAACAGCGUACUACACCCUACUCCAGCACACUCAACAGAGCGGAGAUGCGUCCAAAAUGGCACCCUAUUUGACCAGGACCUCUGGUUAAAAAUAGUGUACUAUAUAAGGAAUAUGCUGCUUUUUCAGAUGCUGACCGUUUGAUCGUAGUAAUGAUUUUUAUUUUUUUUUAUGUUGAGAAUGUUAAUUUCUGUAGUGUUGUACCCCCCCCUCUAGAAACCCGCUCUCUAGGGAAUGUAUCUGUCAGCUCUCUCUAACCUCACAGGGUUACCUACUGUUAGAUCGAUAUCAAGCAAGGCAAGGGCUUGAUAUUCAAAAAGGUUUCAGAGUUGCUGUCCUGGGAUCAGGUGCUCCCGGUCCAUAUCCGUAUUCAUUAUUAUUCAUAUUAGUAUUCAUUAUGUUCUAAAAAGGAUAAACUGAUCAUAGAUUCAGCAUUCUUACUCUGAUAUUCUUUCUGAAUGUUUUACUUUGCUCUGGCUGGGUCAAGCUUCACAAACCCACCUCACAAUGUAGUAAUGCUCCAGUACGUCGUGUUACUAAAAUGGUCCCUCAAUCCAUCACUAGGCACUUCUGCAAUUAAGCCUUUUAACUAUUUCUAUCCACACUGAACCAUGGCUGUUCGAUGUCGUGUAAUGCUGGUAUGUGCUAUUAUAAUACAAUCAUCAUCAUAAUAAUACAAUUGUUUGUGUUCCUUUUCAGUUCCUUUAUGCUUCUCUUCUCAACGGUCAAUCAUAAUAACAUGUAAAAUCUCAAUUUAUUGAUGUGAUUGUUUAAAUAUUAUAAAUAAAAUGUAUAUCUCUGUACAGAA